AUGCGGUUCAUUCUGUCCCUUCUCUUCCACGUAGUUCACCUCCCCUUCACAACUGCAGAGGUUCUGGGUGAAUGGACGUUGCGAUCUCUUACGCGUACAUGCGAUGCUGACGGCAAGUCUUGUCAAUACUCCCUAGACAUCAGCAUCGAGUAUUUUCCGAACACAACCGAUCCGAACGCAGAGACUAAGGUCGGUUCUGAAUGCGGCUUUUCCGUAAAAGCUGGUGCCUUUCCUGAGGAUAACCCGCCCAAUCUCCUGGCGAACGAGACCUCCUUCAAGGCCGUGGAUUGCUGGGAAAGUCGGCUCGUAGAGCAGCCGUCGCAACCGGACAGCCAGCCUCGGUUUGUGGUCAACGGAGGUUAUGAUAGGGUGGGCAAUUUCUGGACGAUUGUACCAACCGAUCGGAAGAGGGAUGCGUAUGCCUUCUUUGGAUAUCCUGAGGAGGAGCUGGAGAGCGGGGUGACUGCCAAAGAGGCGAAGAAGGCCAAGGCAUUGAAGGUUGGGACCUUCGAAAGGGGAGUUGAGGUUUGGGGUUUUGAGGGGAAAAUCAAAAGGGAUAAUGAUAAUGUCAAUGAGGGGGAGCACGCAAUCAAAGUGAUGGCGCUGGAUGUUCAGGAGUGGAAGAAGGUCGAAGGGAGGAUGUGGCAGGUCAAAGGAUUGACCAGGUUCCCCGACCUCAGCCUCAACGCGACCGAUAUCUCGUUUAGCAUCAUCGACAACGUCGGUGCAGAGACGCAUUGUUCCCUUGCCAUCCGUGGCACAGACCCCCGAGAGAGCUGGUAUGGCAAGGCGUGUGGCAGAGACUUCACCAUUUCAUGGGGAUACAACGGCAGGGCCGAUAGCGCAGUGAUGACCGUGUGCUACCCGAGAAAUGGAACAAGUGCUUGGUUUGGGUUCGACCACGUCAACAAAGCCUUGUAUUUGGGAAACUCACGAAAGGAGCCUGUUUAUUACUCAGGCUGUGCAUGA
Thermochaetoides thermophila DSM 1495 is the source of this 969-nucleotide messenger RNA. RefSeq lists its product as uncharacterized. The transcript has 3 exons. Lineage: Eukaryota; Fungi; Ascomycota; Sordariomycetes; Sordariales; Chaetomiaceae. The record is from RefSeq and is a predicted model, not a curated record. Bases 1 to 969 code for a protein of 322 amino acids.